AUGAGGACUUCUGGCGCGAAAAAGCCCGUGCUUAUCCGCCGUCUGAAAAAGGGAAGCGUCGUCGCGUCGGCGAGGAGCGAGGCAUCAGCCGAGGCGGACUCCUUCUACGACGUGACGCCCGAGUACUGCGGCGUGCCAAUCAAGACUACGGGCCGCCCUAAGCGCAUCGUGCUCAUCCGCCACGCCGAGUCCGAGGGGAACGUGGACGAGACCAUGUAUCAGCGCAAACCGGACCACAGGAUUGAACUGACCGAGCGGGGGAAGGAACAGGCGAGGCAGGCAGGGUUGGCUCUGAAGGAGCUUCUGGAUCCCGACGAGCAGGUUUACGUGUACGUGUCGCCGUACAUGCGGACAAUGCAGACGCUGUACGAACUCGGUCAGACCCUGGGACCGGAGCGAGUCAGCGGCGUGAGGGAGGAGCCGAGGAUGCGCGAGCAGGACUUUGGGAACUUUCAGGACCACACCAUGCAGGAGCUCAAGAAAGAGAGGCACGGGUUCGGGCGGUUCUUCUUCCGCUUUCCCAACGGAGAGAGCGCCUCGGACGUGUACGAUCGCGUGACCAGCUUCCGGGAGACGCUCCGAAACGACAUGAACUUUGGCCGAUACACGGAGAACUGCACCGUGCUGAUCAUCACUCACGGGCUGACCCUGCGAGUUUUCCUGAUGCGCUGGUACAAGUGGACCUGCGACAUGUUCGACAAACUUCGUAACCCCGGAAACGCCGAACUCGUGGUGAUGGAGCGGGGCGAGCGCGGGCGGUACUCGAUGCUGUCCGAGUCGCAGGGUGAAGAGUUUCUCCAGAAGAUGGGCUUCACCGAGGACAUGAUUGAGGAUCAGCGUUGGGCCAGGACCGCUUCCAUGUCGGACCUGAACAGCUCGUGGGCAACGAGCAAGGGCACGAUCUUCUUCGAGAGCUUCCCGGAUCGGCUGGAGGCGAGCAGGCGCGCGGUGAAGCGCGCGGACGAGACUUACUUCUCGAGGUCGGAAACCACGCGGCGGCAGGCGAUGAAGGAGGCGAAGACGAAGAAAGCUUACGACGAGGACCUCAGACCUCACGGCUGA
Messenger RNA from Micromonas commoda, 1062 nucleotides. RefSeq lists its product with no specific name. Lineage: Eukaryota; Viridiplantae; Chlorophyta; Mamiellophyceae; Mamiellales; Mamiellaceae. The coding region runs from base 1 to 1062 and encodes 353 amino acids. The transcript has a single exon. Gene Ontology annotation, molecular function: phosphatase activity. The record is from RefSeq and is a predicted model, not a curated record.